Messenger RNA from Musa acuminata AAA Group (dessert banana), 1464 nucleotides. RefSeq lists its product as uncharacterized. The coding region runs from base 636 to 1241 and encodes 201 amino acids. Gene Ontology annotation, molecular function: transcription corepressor activity. Gene Ontology annotation, biological process: negative regulation of DNA-templated transcription. Gene Ontology annotation, cellular component: nucleus. The transcript has 2 exons. NCBI's taxonomy places the organism in Eukaryota, Viridiplantae, Streptophyta, Magnoliopsida, Zingiberales, Musaceae. The record is from RefSeq and is a predicted model, not a curated record.
AAACAAAAUAUUCUGAAGAAAGCUAAUAUAUACCAGUGGUUCUGUUAUAAUGUAUAAUUAUAAUUGUCAACUGGCUCAACCUUUUGUUCUAGGCUAGGUAUCUUGAUUGACUGUGUAAUAUCUAUAUACCUUAAGAAAUUAGACCUAUGUGGCUGGCUGAUUAUCAUACUUACAUAUAUGUAGGGCCAUGCCUUGACUUCCAGUAAAAGUCGGUGACUAUUCACCGUCAAUUGUGUUGUCAUUUUAGACUGAAGUUGACUCUUCAGUUAUAUAUAGCUUGCAUUUGCCUGGAUAAGUAGAACUGGAGAUUAUAAGAGGCCUUCUUGCCAAGUUGUCCAGGAUGAUGCAAUCUUAUGUGGUUGGCCUUGAAUAUGCAGUUAUAUUGUGUUCUAGUGGGGAGUGGAGAAGUUUACACCAAUGGUGUCUACGCUAUUGAGACAAUUACGGAUUAUUGUUGUCUCAUAUGAAACCAAAGUGUAGCACAAUGCAUCAUGUGAUAUAGCUGUUGUGAUUCAGAAUAUUCACUCUAGCUUACAUCAUGUUCUGGUAUUUGAUUUCUGGUUCUUUUUGUGUUAUUUAAGUAUUAUGUGCUAUAUCUGCAGCCCUUGAAGUGGGAACUGAAACAGAAACCAGGUAUGAGCCCUCCUAGGGGUGGUUUCAGACCGGAUGAUCCUAACCAGCAGAUAGUGGCAGAAGACAUAUUUGAUGAAUAUGGAGGAUUUCUGGGUGGAGGCAAGAUUCCUCCGCUUCUCUCCAACUUCUCUGCAGGCAAAUCUAAGAAGCAUUCAAAGCGGAAAAGCAAGCACAAGCACCAUUCAUUGAGAUCUCAUAGCGAACAUGAGAAACGUCGUGAUGGUGAUCAGUCAUCAUCAUCCUUGGACUCCUAUGAAUCUGAAAGUGAUAAAGAAAUUAGGCAGCAAUCCAAGAGCAGGUAUAAGAAGAAACAUCGGACACACACAUCGAUAUCGACUGAUUCAGAAUUCAAAGUUGAUAAGGAAAGGAGGAGGGAUUCAGAGAGCAAGCAUAAGAAACAACGUUGUCGUGAAUCUUCAUCAUCUGCUGAUACUGAAACGGACAGGCAAAGGAGGAAGAAGUCAGCAAGCAAGUAUAAUAAGGGAAGUCAUUUAGAUCCUAAUGCGUCCGACAGUCAUGACUCGGAUCAUUAUCAUCGUCGAAGAAAACAUCGACAUCAUCAUCAUCGUCAUCGUGAUCGAUAUGAUUCCAAAUCUGAAUCGGAUUGAGUAACUGUACCAUUUCAAUAAACUGGGUGCGGCAUCAUUGAAUGUUCUGCCUGAAAGCAGGUCUGAGAAGUAUCGAUUCAAAUCACUGUUUGUUUCAUGUCGAGGUGUUGUGAUCUCAGGCACCGAGUUGCACCAGCGUAAAAGACAUUAAAAUUUCUUAAUAUGUACCGAUCAUUUUCGUUUUUAUUUUUAACAAAGGAAGUAAAAUAUUAAUAAUUUACAA